AUGGCAUUUUCAUAUGCUGUAGCCCUGAUUUUCCUCUCACAACAGUCAGAAGUAAUUGCAGUGAAGUCAACGGAGUUCUGCUGGUGUAAAAUUGAAGUAAAAGUGAAAUACCAAGACAAUCACAAAUCUGACUAUGACAACAAGGAUGGAACUGGAGCAUCUGAGUUUAGAAGUUCCAAAAAGCAGGGACAGUUUCUAUCCAAUAUCCCUUUCUCAAUCCCCAAACCGCUUACAAUCUCUUCAAACCUGGGCAGCCUGCCUAUCUCCCUAGAAAUGGCAAUGGGGCUUCGAAAGAUGUUAUUUGGAAACACAUUCCAUGUCUUCAGCUAUGAAUGGAAAAAAUCAUAUUUCAAAUUCCACGCUCCAUAUUCUGACCUAUUCUAUGCUUUGGAGGCAGAAAAGUUCAAAGAUGAAGGAAGCCACGGUGUGAUCUUAUUUCUAUAUAGCUUGCUUUUCUCUAGGACAUUGGAAAGGCUCCAAAAAGACCUAGACUUCACAACAUCUCAUCUGUUACAACUCAGUCUUGGAAACUUCAUCUGUAGACAGGCAAUUCUCAACAUCAUUUUAACAGGCAGAGCAUGUCCACAUGUGUUUAAUGGGUUCCAGAAAUUUGACAGUGAAGAUGGAGUGCAAGAACUAUUGCAUGGAGUCCUGGCCCGCAGUGAUGUGGACUAUUUACACUGGAACAAGGAGGAAGUGGAGCAUUACAGACCCUUCCAGGUUGGAAGCAUGCUGAAGACUCCUAAAUUACCCAUCUGGCUGUGCAACAUCAAUGGAACAUACAGUGUUCUUUUCAGCACAAACAGGCUGCACUUAUCUGACUGGAAAAUGGAACACAUCUUUGAUCUCUACUUAUAUAAUGGGCAGCCAUCACAGAAGAAAACAGUACAUCUAACAGUAGACACUCAUUCUCAUCAUUGGGAAAAGAAUCACUGUGAAGAAAGUGAUCCAGAAAAGAGAUUUCCUUUUGUAGAGAUGGCAAUCAGAACUAAGCGGGAGGGGGCAGCCAUCAACUGGAAUGGGGCUGUCCCAUUCUUCCGAAGAACGAGACUGCACAAAUGUGGCAUCCACUGCCCUGUGACUGGCUCUGUAAAGUACUGA
This is a messenger RNA of Gopherus evgoodei (Goodes thornscrub tortoise), 1101 nucleotides long. RefSeq names its product MINDY family member 4B (gene MINDY4B). The record is from RefSeq and is a predicted model, not a curated record. The transcript is spliced from 8 exons. Gene Ontology annotation, molecular function: cysteine-type deubiquitinase activity; K48-linked deubiquitinase activity. The coding region runs from base 1 to 1101 and encodes 366 amino acids. Gene Ontology annotation, biological process: protein K48-linked deubiquitination. NCBI's taxonomy places the organism in Eukaryota, Metazoa, Chordata, Testudines, Testudinidae.